AUGAAAGCGCCCAGAGCUACAUGUAAGACGAGAAUUGCAACUCCAGCUGAAUACACGUUGCUUGGUACAUGAUUAAGUCCCAAUAAACCUAAAAUAUAUAAAGAUACGUUUAAAACAACGAUAUGUGUAUAUCAUGAAUAUAUAGUAAGAUAUAAAAAUACAUUUAUAUACUAUAGUAAUUUAUAUGUAACAUUCCAGCUCAUUAAGUGUUGUAUAUAAAAAACAUAAAAUAUUGGCUAUUAGAUUAAAAAUUCGAAAAGAUUCUGAAAUCAUAAAAAUUACUUACAAUUCUUAUUUCUAUAAAUACGAAUUGUUUUCUUUAAUAUUUUUCCUAAACAAUAUAUAAUUCCUAUAUUCAUUAAAUUAUAAAAAUAUAAUUUUUGAAAUGUAUGUAGGAAAUCUAAAUAUUUUAAUAGUACUAUUAUUUGUUUACAUACCAUCAAAAAUAAAAACCUUGCUAGUAAAAAAUGAGAAUACAGGUAAGGCUAUUAUCACUAAACAGUGAAAUAAUACUGUUUUAAAGACUUGUAAUUCUGGCGAUUCCUGAAAAUAAAAUUGUAUAUCAAAGAUAUUGCAUUUAUUUAGAUAUACAUAUAUAGUAUAUCAAUAAAUCAAAAAAUAAAAAUGAAAUACCUACAUUUGCCAUGAUGUGGAAGUGAUAAAUAACUUUCAGUUAAAUUUUUUGUUUAGUACCACUCAUCUACAAUACAAAUUUAAUAAGAUUUAGACAUACUGUGGUAUUAUUAUUAUUAUAAUUUAGAAAAAUAUAUUUCAGUAUUUAUUUAAAGAAUAGAAGGUACAAAUGAAUCAAAUAUAUAAUUUAUAUAGAAAGUUGCAAGAUCAUUUCCUUUCCUAUCUUUGUAUAUUAUUUUAUUGAAUGACAUAACAUGUACAAUUCUAUAUAAAUCAAAUACGAUAUUACAUAAUAAAAAAUUAAGUUUGAUAUCUUGACGAAUAACAAUACAACGUAAAAUGAUAAGUUCGAACACUCGUUAUCUUGGAAAUAUUUAAGGUUAUGUUAUUCAAUUUAGUACGUUAUAAAUUCCACCAGGGGAACCUUGCAUGUUCAUACCCUUUUUGUUAGCGUUUUCGUAUCUGGUUUAAAAAGGUUGUCACACUUCACAGUAUAUUUUAUUUCUGGAUAGUGAUUGAAGCGCAGUAUCGGUACAUCCAGAACUGUCUGAUACAUUUGAUUGUUUACAGGAAUGAAGAUUAAAAAUAAUUGUAGCAAUACGUGUCACUGGCUAUAAAGUGUUAGUAAUUCAUUUAUAAGUAUGGGAUGUUGUUACAGUUUUUGUAAAGAAGAUAGCGGUCCACAGGUAAUAGAUUAUAUUAUUUUAUUCAUGUGAGAUGUUUUGGUACUUAAACUUAUCACACAACAUUAGAUACGUUAGGGAAUACAUUCAAACUUUUAUCGCAAUUCCGCCUAUUUGUAUUACAUAUAUAAGAGAAUAAUUAUGUAUAUUAUAUUUUUGUAUGACUUGCAUUUACAAGGUUGAAAUCAAAUAUUUAAAUUUUAAUUAAUUAAAACAAUUUUUCUAUUUAUCUAGAAUGGAGAAGCAAAUGAAAGGACACAUUUGUUAGUAGAUCCUGUCAGUAAUAAUACAAAUAUACCUAGAGUACACAGGUGUGUUAUAUUUUUUAUGUAUAUUGAUAUAUGGUAGCAUUAGAUAAGAAUUAUUAAAGCUUUUUCGUUUCUUUUUUUUUCCAGUGAUGAUUAUGUUAAUCAGUAUGCAAGUUCAGCACCCAAGAAAACCGACGAACAAAGUGCAUUAAAUAGAAUUUUACAUGAAACAGCUGCGUGAGUGUUUGCUUGCCUUUCUUAGUUUUUAUGUUUAUGUUGCUUUUCUAUAGUUAUUCUGUAUAUCUAUAACAUAAUUAAAAACCAAUUAAUUAUAUUAAAAUAUUUCAUUUCAGUAAUGUGAUAGAUGUUGGGGCAUUAGAUUCACAUAACCUGGAACAGCAUGAAUAUAUGGAUAGAUCACGUGCAUACUCCAAACGUAUAGAAGCUGGAGGUAUUAAAGUCCCUGAUAGCACAUCUUGCCUAUUAAAAGAUGUUCCUGCUCCAGAAAAAAUAUUGGCAGCAGAACCACUUGCUGCUGGGGAUCAUGGGCUGGUAAAUAUGUAUUAUAUAAUAUAAUAAUGCAAAAUCCUAUCACAUAUUUACAAUUUGUUAAAUUGAUUAAUUUUUCUUUGUAGAUUACAGAAAUGCUCAAUAAGGCUGUGACGGCACUAGAAGAUGUUAAUGUUGAACACAAAGAAGAUUUAGUAGUUCCUUUCUUAUCGUGA
Heterotrigona itama is the source of this 2289-nucleotide messenger RNA. Lineage: Eukaryota; Metazoa; Arthropoda; Insecta; Hymenoptera; Apidae. The record is from the annotation of a GenBank genome assembly.